AUGUAUCGUAGCAUCUACGCACCCAGCCCAACGGCUGCUGAAGACGUCGUGAGCCCAGCGAAAAACGAGGCACUCGGCGCAGCUUCGGACCCUACAGCGUCUCAAGACUCACAGUCAAAUGUCGAUCGCAGCGCGCGUCAGCCGGCACAGCAGCCGGCACCUUUCUUCUGCACAAAUUGCGGCAAAGAUUACACCGGCAACAAAUCCGAGUUCUAUGCAGAGCACAUGAAGCGGUGCAAGAGCUCGGUGUCGAAGCAUGGAAACUUCAUGGGCAAGUACGACCGAAACACUGGCCGACUCAAGGACGCUCCUUCCACUUUCAAUGCGAAGGAGUCUGCGUUCUCGAGUGGUCCCACGCAUUCCACCGCGCCCGGCAUCUCUUCUAUCCCUCAAGACGGCGGAGCAAAGGUCACCAGCGGCAAGUGGACGAAUGCUCGGUCUGUCACGUCACUAGGAUCCGGUCCAAUCGAAUCACCGAAAGAGAUUCAACCUUCCCCCGGUAUGAUUAGUAGCCGAUUCGCAUCUAUGACGAUGCAGGAAAAAACAUCGAAGCCUACCGGUCUGGCUAGAAGCCGAUUUGCUCAGCCUGUCUUGGAUGCUCUCCCUCCAACGCCCGUGGUCAAGGAUUCGGAAGCAUCGACCCUCUCUGCAGGUGCCGAACCCUUCGCCCCUGCUUCUCCGCCUCUCCCCCAUGGUGAAGAAGCACUUACGGCAUACUUUCUCAAGAAGUUCCAGGAUGCUUUAAAGACGCAUGCCCCGACUGUUACGACUAGCAGCCCGGCCGCAGCCCCCAGGAUCACGAGCAAUCCAGGAGUUAGCUUCGACGACAAUUCCACCGCUUUGAAGACUGGCCCGGUCGGCAGCCCGUUCAAGAAUGGCCGAUCGACUGGGAUGACUGAGAACUCUUCCAAGCAGGAUCUAUCAACUGUUGGGAUCAGCGAGCCCGCCACAUUCUCUGUCGUUAGCUCUAAGAGUACCUUCAAAUACUUCCCAGAAUUCCCAGGAGACCGCUCCCCUGUGCUCGCCUCUGAUAGCCACUGCAAGGACACCCAAGAUAGCGCCAAGCAUCUGGCCCAACCAUCCACCUCCAAUAUUAUCGAAACGGUCGAUCAGGAGAGCGCCGGUGGAAUUCAGCUCAUACAAUCGGAGAUUGAGGGUUGGGAAAUCAAGUCGAUUACGUCCGAUAGUGACGACGAGUUGUAG
This is a messenger RNA of Didymosphaeria variabile, 1203 nucleotides long. RefSeq lists its product as uncharacterized. The transcript has 2 exons. The record is from RefSeq and is a predicted model, not a curated record. NCBI's taxonomy places the organism in Eukaryota, Fungi, Ascomycota, Dothideomycetes, Pleosporales, Didymosphaeriaceae. Bases 1 to 1203 code for a protein of 400 amino acids.